AUGGGUACCACUUGGAGUGUCGACGAGACUGCGGUAGCAAUCAUCCUGGAUAUGUGGGGUGUCGAAUACAAGACAAUUGCCGCGGUGCUAACGAAUAAGAGAGCUUGGGUGCGGGGUGUCCAGGAAGGUGCUGUGGCUGGAAUACCGGCAACUACACCUGAAUACGAACGUACAAAGUCCUCCGUUGCGAGCAAAUUGGACCGUAUGCGUCACACACACCCGGAGCUUUGGAGCGAAGAACUUGGUCAGUGGAAUAGGGAAGCCGUGUGCCGCUUUCUCUCUGAAAACCGUAUCGAUCAUGGCCUUCUCGACUACCUCCUGAGUCUCACAGUUGCCGAACUUGCGAUGAUAAAGAGAUCAAAUAGUCUAGCCGCUGUCGACUUCUACACUGCGAAUGCAAUCACUUCAUCAUGGGCGGGCAUCCAACAACGUGUUAUUGUUGAGCUUCUCCGGGAGAGAAACUUCUCUCGUACCGAGGUCGCUGUUUCUUCUAUGCUACAAGCAAUACAGAAAAGUACCGGGCUUUUAAAGAGACUAAGGAGGGAGAAGUUGGACGCAUUGGUUAGGGACCUGCUUGCUGGCGAUAACAUGGACGUCCUUCUCUUACCCACUGUUGAAGAUCAAAUGAUCGUGGACCGAACCCACAAGAACAUUGAUCUUUUAGAGCAUUAUCUGGAAUGGAGCCAGCGCACUCAUGAUAAUUCCCUCUAG
Molecule: messenger RNA, 711 nt
Organism: Aspergillus welwitschiae
Lineage: Eukaryota; Fungi; Ascomycota; Eurotiomycetes; Eurotiales; Aspergillaceae
Exons: 4
Coding region: 1-711 (236 amino acids)
Source: RefSeq, a predicted model, not a curated record